AUAAUUGUAAAGUAAUAAUAAGAGUUCGCCCUCCUUUACCAAGAGAAAUAGACGAUGGAAAAUUUAUAUCAACAAUUUAGGUUUCUCCUGAAUCAAAGAAAAUAUGUAUAUACGAAUAUUAUAAUAUUGAAUUAGUAGAAUCCGAAAAAUUAUAAGAAUUUUUAAACAAUCCAAAUAAUUAUACUAUGCAUUAAUUUUCUUUUGAUCAUGUAUAUGAUCAGGAUUCUACAUAAUAAGAUGUUUACGAUAAUACUGCCCGUUAAUCAGUAAUUAGUGCCUUAUAAGGGUUUAAUGCUACAAUAAUGGCUUAUGGGUAAACAGGAACAGGAAAAACCUUUACAAUGGAAGGUUUUAAAUAUAAUUCUAUGGAUCCAUAAAGAGGAAUAAUCCCAAGAUCGAUAGAGGAGAUAUUUAAAUAUAUAGAAACAUGUUCAAAUGAAUCUACCACUUUUAUGGUCCGUGCCAGUUAUUUAUAAAUAUAUAAUGAAAUAAUAAGCGAUUUGAUACAUUCUGAAAGAAACAAUUUAAACAUUCGAGAAGAUAAGAAAAAAGGAGUAUUCGUAGACGGCCUUUCAGAAUGGGCAGUUCGAAAUCCAACUGAAAUAUUUUCAUUAAUACAAAAGGGCGCAUAAUCGAGGAGAACAGCAUCAACGAAAAUGAAUGAUAUAUCUUCUAGAUCACAUGCAGUUUUUAUUAUUACAAUUGAGUAGAUGACUUAAGAUUCCGAAGAAGUAAAAUAAAUAAAAGUCGGAAAAUUAAAUAUUGUCGAUCUCGCAGGAAGUGAAAGAGUAAGAGUUACAGGAGCAACUGGAAAAAGAUUAGAAGAAUGUAAAAAAAUCAACUAGUCAUUAUCAUGUUUAGGUAAUGUAAUUUCCGCUUUAACGGAUUAUAAAUAUUAAAAAGGACAUAUUCCUUAUAGAGAUUCUAAAUUAACAAGGCUUUUAGAAGAUUCAUUAGGAGGAAACUGUAAAACAACAAUGAUGGCAAUGAUUUCUCCUGCUUAGGAAGCUUUUAAUGAAAGCUUAAGUUCAUUAAAAUUCGCCAAUAGGGCCAAAAAUAUAAAAAAUUAGCCAAUUAUAAAUGAAGAUUUAGAUUAAAGAGCACUUUUGAGAAAAUAUGAAAUCGAAUUAAAAUAAUUAAAAAGAGAGUUGGAAGAGCGAAAUAAACUUAUUUAUGAUAAAAGUAGGGUUAUUUAAUUAGAAGAAGAUAAAAAAAAAGCCGAAUAAGAUAAGAAAAAUGCUAUUUAGGCUUUGGAAAAAAGAUCUAAAGAGUUCUUUUUAGAAAGAGAAGAAAAAAAAAGUUAGAAGAAAAAAUAAGAAGCAUUAAUACAUAAAUACUUGUUGGAGGACAUAAGAUUGAAGAUACUCCUUAAUUUAGGAGUGCAUUGGAAGAAUAAUAAAAACUUAUUAGAUAGUAAUAUGAAAAAAGAUUACAAGAUUUAGAAAAAGAAAGGGAAAUAAUUGUUGAAGAUAAACUUCAAGUUGAUCGUUAUAAGUAACUUUUGUUGA
Molecule: messenger RNA, 1508 nt
Organism: Ichthyophthirius multifiliis
Lineage: Eukaryota; Ciliophora; Oligohymenophorea; Hymenostomatida
Product: kinesin motor domain protein
Exons: 4
Biological process (GO): microtubule-based movement
Molecular function (GO): microtubule binding; ATP binding; microtubule motor activity
Source: RefSeq, a predicted model, not a curated record